Molecule: messenger RNA, 1862 nt
Organism: Annulohypoxylon truncatum
Lineage: Eukaryota; Fungi; Ascomycota; Sordariomycetes; Xylariales; Hypoxylaceae
Product: glucose-6-phosphate isomerase
Exons: 3
Coding region: 93-1754 (553 amino acids)
Biological process (GO): glycolytic process; glucose 6-phosphate metabolic process; gluconeogenesis
Cellular component (GO): cytosol
Molecular function (GO): monosaccharide binding; carbohydrate derivative binding; glucose-6-phosphate isomerase activity
Source: RefSeq, a predicted model, not a curated record
AUAGUAAAAACUAACUACAAAUCUGCUUGACGCAGUAUCAGUUUAGUUUAGUUUAGUUUCUUUCUCGCUUCCGCGAAACCUCACAAGUGAAGAUGCCUCAAGCAGCUUCUUUGCCCACCUGGGCCGCCCUGGAAGACCACUACAAGACUGUUGGUAAGACCUUCGUCUUGAAAGAAGCUUUCGCCUCCGACUCGGCCCGUUUCAGCAAAUUCAGCAAGACUUUUAAGAACACCCCCUCCGGUACUGAUAUUCUGUUCGACUUCAGCAAAAACCUCGUUACCGAAGAGACGAUCAACCUCCUACUAAAGCUCGCGGAAGAGGCCGGCCUCGAGAAGAAGCGCGAUGCUAUGUUUGCGGGAGAGAAGAUCAACUUCACCGAGCACCGUGCCGUCUAUCACACUGCAUUGCGCAACGUAGGCGGCUGGGAGAUGAAGGUGGAGGGACAGGAUGUCAUGAACACCAAGGGCGGUGUCAACGAAGUUCUGCAGCACAUGAAGGAAUUCUCCGAGCAGGUCCGGAGCGGCGAGUGGAAGGGAUUCACUGGCAAGAAGCUGACUACGAUUAUCAAUAUCGGCAUCGGUGGUUCGGAUCUGGGCCCGGUUAUGGUCACUGAAGCUUUGAAGCACUAUGGCGCAAAGGACACAACUCUACAUUUUGUCUCGAAUAUCGAUGGUACCCACAUGGCCGAGGCCCUUGCUAACUCGGAUCCCGAGACGACUCUCUUCCUUGUCGCUUCCAAGACCUUCACCACGGCAGAGACUACGACGAACGCCAACACUGCCAAAUCGUGGUUCCUUGAGAAGACCGGCGGAAAGGGUGAAAUUGCCAAACAUUUUGUCGCUUUAUCUACAAAUGAGGCCGAGGUAACCAAAUUCGGCAUCGACAGCAAGAACAUGUUCGGCUUCGAGAGCUGGGUCGGCGGUCGAUAUUCGGUAUGGAGCGCCAUCGGCCUCAGCGUUGCUCUGUAUAUCGGCUACGACAACUUCCAUAAGUUCUUGUCUGGCGCGCAUGCGAUGGACAAGCACUUCCGCGAAACCCCCCUUAAAGACAACAUCCCCGUCCUGGGAGGUUUGCUGAGUGUCUGGUACAGCGACUUUUUCGCCGCGCAGACGCAUCUGGUCGCUCCUUUUGACCAAUACCUGCACCGCUUCCCUGCCUACCUCCAACAACUCUCGAUGGAGUCCAACGGCAAGACCAUCACAUCUGACGGCUCACCUGCUAAGUACACGACUGGGCCCAUCCUCUUCGGUGAACCCUGCACCAAUGCUCAGCACUCGUUCUUCCAGCUUGUGCAUCAAGGCACCAAGCUGAUCCCCACCGACUUCAUCCUCGCCGCGAAGUCCCAUAAUCCUAUCUCCGGUAACCUGCACCAGAAGAUGUUGGCAUCCAACUAUUUUGCUCAGGCCGAAGCUCUCAUGAUCGGAAAGACUGCCGAGCAAGUCAAGAGCGAAGGCACCCCUGACGAGCUCAUACCUCACAAGGUGUUCUUAGGCAACCGACCGACAACCAGCAUCUUAGUUGGCGACGUGAUCGGACCUGCCGAGCUAGGCGCUUUGAUCGUCUACUAUGAGCACCUAACAUUCACCGAGGGUGCGAUCUGGGAUAUCAACUCGUUUGACCAGUGGGGUGUCGAACUAGGCAAGGUGCUCGCCAAGAAGAUUCUAAAGGAGUUAGACGAGCCAGGGAAUGGUGAGGGCCACGAUGCUAGCACAGGCAGCCUCAUCGGCGCUUUCAAGAAAUUCGCUAGCAUUUGAAGGUUAGAAACGACUCAGGGGCUCGGAAAACAAUCGAAGCUGUGAGUCGUAACUAAUAGAAAUGUGGCAUGUACUGUGACGUGUUCAGGUAAUUUGCAGAGACGGAGC